Messenger RNA from Gekko japonicus, 1980 nucleotides. Its product is annotated as zinc finger protein OZF-like. NCBI's taxonomy places the organism in Eukaryota, Metazoa, Chordata, Lepidosauria, Squamata, Gekkonidae. The transcript is spliced from 3 exons. Bases 4 to 1725 code for a protein of 573 amino acids. The record is from RefSeq and is a predicted model, not a curated record.
GGCAUGCAGGAGAAUUCCAGGAAUGUGGCGUCUCUGGAGAAAGUCAAGGACGAAGUUUCCUCAAAGCCUGAGGCUUGUAAAACUAGGCCAAAAUCUGGGAUGAGCCAAGAGGGACGUCCACAGAAGACCUCUUCAGAGUACAUAGAGGAUUUCUUUGGCCAUGCUACAGUUAAAUCCGAAGAGGAGCUUGGGUACUUUGAAGACCAAGGUGAGGGGUGUGUGAUUGACCACAGAAAUGGAAAUUGCCAUUGGGAAGCCUCCAAGCAAGGGAAGCUGCCAAUGUCUGAUGGAACAGCCAGAAGGAAUGUUUCCAAAAGUCCUGACGCUGCUAGAAGUCCACAUGGGCCAUGGGGGAAGGGGGUAAACAACUUGAAGAAGGGAGAGGGUGAAUCUACUUCUUGCCGGGAAAGUGGAAUUGCAGACCAGGAAGGAAUCUGCGAAAGUGGGAGACAGUUGGCAUUAACGCAGUGGGACGACAGCUCAGACCUCACUGCAAAUGGUGGCACCCAGACAGAGGAGAAAAUAUACCAGUGCUUAUAUUGCGGGAAGUCCUUCAAUGCUCACUUUAAACUCGUUAGACAUCACCGUAUCCACACAGGAGAGAAACCAUACAAAUGUUUGGAUUGUGGUAAGAGCUUCGACCAGAAGGGAAACCUGAUUGCCCACGGAAGAAUCCACACAGGAGAGAAACCAUACGCAUGCUCCGAUUGUGGGAAAAGGUUCAGUCAUAAAGGGAGCCUUGUUUUGCAUGUGAGAAUCCACACUGGAGAGAAGCCCUACAAGUGCCCUGAUUGUGGGAAAAGCUUCAGUCGGUCAGGGUCCCUUAAAGAACAUGAGAAAACCCACACGGGAGAGAGGCCGUAUACCUGUUUAGAUUGUGGGAGGAGCUUCCGGAAAAUCUCCGAGCUCACAACACAUCACAGAUUCCACACGGGAGAGAAACCAUAUAAAUGUUUGGGCUGUGAAAAAUCCUUUAGUACAAGCUCUAAUCUCAUUGCUCAUCAGAGAACCCACACAGGAGAGAAACCAUAUAAGUGUUCCGAGUGCGGGAAGAGAUUCAGCCAGGCUGGAAACCUGAAGGAACACGAGAGAACGCACACUGGCGAGAAACCCUAUAAAUGCCCGGAAUGUGGGAAAAGCUUCAGACAAAUCUCUUACUUCAUUAAACAUCAUCAAUUACAUCUUGCUGAUGAGGGAGUGCGCAUGGAAGAAAAACCGCACAAGUGUACCGAUUGCGGGAAAGGUUUCGGUGAGAAAGCAAGCCUCAUCAGACACCAGAGAAUCCACACGGGAGAGAAACCCUUCCAGUGCUCAGACUGUGGGAAAAGCUUCUGUUUGAAGUCCAACCUUGUUGUACAUGUGAGAAUCCAUACAGGGGAGAAACCAUACAAAUGCUUGGAGUGUGGGAAAAGCUUCAACCAGACAUCGAGUCUUCAUAACCAUGAGAGGACUCACAAAGGGGAGGAGCCUUAUAAAUGCUUAGUAUGUGGGAAAAGCUUCAACCGGCCAUCGCAGCUUAAAGCCCAUGAGAGAAUCCACACCGGAGAGAAGCCAUACAAGUGCUCAGAGUGUGGGAAGGGCUUUAUUUACAACCAUCACCUUGUCAGACAUCGGAGAAAUCAUACUGGAGAGAAGCCAUUUCAAUGCUCCGAGUGUGGGAAAGGAUUUGGUCUGAAAUCGACUCUUAUUAAGCACCAAGACAUUCACAUAAGAGAGAAACCAUAGCAGAGCUUCCACUAGAUCUAGUUAAACACAUGAGAAACUAUGCCAGUGUCAGGACGUGAACUCACAGCAAGUCCUGACUGUGGGUCAUGGGACGUCAAGAGGGGGAUUCAGCCUGUGUUGCCAUUAUGUGCAGAGAUGAAAAUGCGGGGGGACCAGUCAGACCAGCUCAAACAUCUCUUAACCACAAUAGGCUAGAGAGGGUCAGGUGAUAUAAUUUGAUCUAUAAAUACAGUUUCCAGGUCAAAUAUUCCCAGA